AGCCCCACGACACCUUUCUGACAGACAGGUCGCACCAGCCGUCCAGGUCCAGCCCGCAUUCCUUCCCUCCUCCGCUCCUCCUAGUUCCUACCAACUCCCGUUGUUGCCUACGGCGAUUCCAAAUUCCCAUCUGCCCUCCUGCUGCUCCACUCCACUCCACUCCAGGCUCUUUUCCCUGCUCCUGUGGGCUGUGGCGAGCGCAAACCAGCCUCGCUUCCCAAACCCUAGCUCCUCGCUCUCCCGCCCGCGUGGCCUGCCAGGCAACCACCCCCGGAUCAACUCCGUACAGCGUGCCUCCGCCUCCCGGACUCCAGCGGCGGCGGGAUGUGGUCUCACUCCAAGGACUUGCUCGAGAUCGAGCCCCUCGAGCUCCGAUUCCCAUUCGAGACAAAGAAGCAGAUCUCGUGCUCUAUGCAGUUGACAAACCGAACAGAUGACUACAUCGGCUUUAAGGUUAAGACGACGAGCCCGAAGAAGUACUGUGUCCGGCCCAACAGCGGCAUCGUGCCACCUCGGUCCACCAGCGAUGUCAUUGUGACAAUGCAAGCACAAAAGGAGGCGCCACCGGACAUGCAGUGCAAGGACAAGUUUCUUGUGCAAAGUGUCGUUGUGGCGGAAGGGACCUUAGUCAAGGACAUCACUGGCGAUAUGUUUACCAAAGAAUCAGCUAAUGUGGUGGAUGAGGUUAAGCUGAAGGUCGUCUACAUCCCACCACCCAAACCGCCAUCCCCAGUGCAUGAGGAAUCUGAAGAAGGCUCAUCACCCCGACCUUCAUUGUCCGAUGGAAUUAACUUGAAUUAUCAAGAGACAACGAGGGAAUCUGAUGAGUCACUGUUGUUCUCGGCUGUAAAAACUCAUAUAGAUCAAAAGGACUACACCUCCGAGACAUCUGCUUUGAUUUCAAAGUUGACAGAAGAGAGAAACUCUGCCAUUCAGCAGAACAAUAAGCUUCGAGAGGAACUGGACCUUACGAGGAGGGAAGCCAACAAGCAGAAUGGUGGAUUCUCCUUUGUGGUCGUGGUGGCCAUUGCUCUCCUGGGAAUGCUACUGGGAUAUAUCAUGAAGAGAUAGAUGGGCUCAUAAUGACUCGGCCUCAUGUUAGACCGUUUUCCUCACAGUAUUGAAUAUUGUCUAAUGCACUUAUCACAUGCACACUGCUACUCCAUAGCAUAUUCAUCUGGUGUCUUACGUGAUCUGUUUCGUGCUUGGGAUUGGGAUGACUAGUCACCAGUCGCAACACAGGCUGUCAAACAAUGGUCUGUGUGCUUAAUCUUGUUUUAGCUGUUAUGUUAGUGUGUGCAACUAAAACUGGGUAAUUAAUGAUGUCGUUUUGGUCGACCGUUUGUGUAACAGCGAAGUCAACUUGCUGUGGGACAGCUUUUGUUUCAUGACUAGAACUUGCCAUUGCCGCCAAUUAGGCAUGCCGCAA
Zea mays is the source of this 1429-nucleotide messenger RNA. RefSeq lists its product as uncharacterized. The transcript has 9 exons. Bases 325 to 1071 code for a protein of 248 amino acids. NCBI's taxonomy places the organism in Eukaryota, Viridiplantae, Streptophyta, Magnoliopsida, Poales, Poaceae. Gene Ontology annotation, biological process: endoplasmic reticulum membrane organization. The record is from RefSeq and is a predicted model, not a curated record. Gene Ontology annotation, cellular component: endoplasmic reticulum membrane; plasma membrane.